Tetrahymena thermophila SB210 is the source of this 3972-nucleotide messenger RNA. RefSeq lists its product as hypothetical. NCBI's taxonomy places the organism in Eukaryota, Ciliophora, Oligohymenophorea, Hymenostomatida, Tetrahymenidae. The record is from RefSeq and is a predicted model, not a curated record. The transcript has 2 exons.
AAGAAAUUAAUUAAUUAAAUAAAUUAAUUAAUGUCCACAAAAAUUAUUUUAGGAUAGCAGCAAAUAGAAUUAGUAAAAGAAAAAAAUAGUUCAGUUUAAUAAUAUAAAUUAGAAGGCAGGAGCGCAGUGAGAAAAUACUCCGAAGAAAUAAAUAACGGUGCAAAUAAAGCAAUUUUCAGCUAAAAUAUGAAUACAAAUACAAAUUAUUUGGGAUCUUCUCCUUCACCAUUAUUAUCAAUCAAUAACUCUCCUAAUAUUCCAUCAAAUUUAACACAAAAUAAUAAUUUUUAAAGCAAUUUUCAGCCAAUGAGUCAGCACAUCAGCAGUACCGGUAUUCAAGGAUAAUAUAUGAGUAGUAGCAGUAACUAUCAAAGUAACUCUAGUAAUAAUACAGGAGCUUUAGUCAAGAAUGCAAUUAAAAAUUUUUAAGAAGCUAAUGAAAAAAUCGAAGUAAGGCCAGGUGAAAAAGAAAGUAGGAAUUAUUUGAUGGAAAAAUCGCCCACAACUCUAGGAUAACAGAUAUAUGAGACUUUAAUGGCCUAACAGUUAUAAUUUUAAUCACAAGGUUCACAAUAAUAGCAAUAAAGUUAAUUUUAGUAUUAGCAACAAUAACAGCAGCUUUUAUAGCAACAGUAAUAGGAUAUUCAGUAGUAACCAAGCUUAUAAUAAAAGUUCUAUUCUUAAAAUAUCACAUAUAAUAACAAUUCACAGAUUAACUACAGCAGUCUAAAUUCGCAAAUAAAUUCAAGCUCUAAUUAAUCUAAUUAGCAAACUAACCCUAAUAGCUAAACCAAAAUUUAAAUAACAGAUCAACAGUCUACAACUAUUAAUAGUGCUCGUCUUUCAGUAAAAAAUUAUAUAUAGAGUGCUAACAAUGCCUAAAUGUUAACUAAUCAAAGCUCGAAUAUAAACAACCCUUCUUCUCACAAUGGUGGUAGAAAUCACACUCUUGAGAGAGUAGACAGCACUCGCUCUGGUAACUUAAAUAACAAGGUUUAAAAUACUUUUUAAUAUAACAAAGCGAAUAAUGGAUUAAAUUCAUCUUCAGGUGCAGUGUCUUAAUCUAGUAGUAAUAUGCCUAGUAAUAAUUUAUUUCGUAAAUCUCUUGAGUACAGCUUAAUAAAUCAAUUGGCUGGCAUCUCAUAAACUAACAGCAGUAACCAUGUAUAGAGUGCAACAAUCAAUUUAUUUAGCUCUCCAUAGCUUAAUCCAUCAAACAAUCCAGCAACAAUUAGUUAAGUUAAUUUAUCUCGCUCUUCAAAUUUAAAACCAGCAGCUAAUUCUAGCUAAAAUGAAUAAGCAAGCACUUCUACAGCUGUUUCAGAAUCUAAAUAUUUUGAGGCAUACAGCAAAACCAAAUCUCCAAGGGAACCUUAAGCUGCUACAUCCAUUUAGAAAACAUAAAACAAAGAUAAAUUAUCAAAUAUCACAGAUUAUGAAGCUUUGAAUUAGCAAAACUAACUUUAGUAGCAAGCACAACUUCAGCAAAGGAUGUCUACAAGUUAACACCACUAUCAAAGCAAUCAACCAAGUUUUAAUGCAAUCAAAUAAGAUUCUUAAUAAAACAUACAAGGAAUGGUAGUUAAUGGCAUAGACAUAGGUAGCAGAUCUCUUGAGAGAAAAAUACAACCUAUUUAAAGUAAGUUGAGCAGUACAAGCAGUAUUUCCUCAAAAUAUAUGCUUUCGAAUCCACAAAAAAUCUCUAUAACACAGUAUUAGCAAGCAAAUUAGCAAGGUGAUUCACUAACUUUAGCUUAAAAAUACAGUAAUAAUAUUAAUACUCAGAGUAGAUAAGCUCAUCACUCUAGCUCGAUUAUUAAUGCGACAAAAGGUAAAAGCAGCAGAUCUAACACUCCCUCUAAAAGUGGUACAAGCAGUAAUUAUAUGAGUCCGAGUCCUUCUUUUCUAGGAUAAGCUACUCUACUAAAUUCCUAACAGCAGUAACACCAACAAUAAUAAAAUAACUCAUCUAGUACUAAAUUAUCUAAUAAAUUCUUAUAAGAAUAUAAUUCUAUAAAUUAAACACAAUAGUAAGGUGCUAAAAACAUUGAAAAUCAAAACGCUUCAAAAUAAUAAUAAUAAUAGCAAUAAAUUUAGAAAUAGAACUCUCUUAACACUUAAAAUAACAACUCUUCGUUGGUUGGAUAGAUAAUUUCAAUAAAUAGCAAUGCUAACGAAUUGAACUCAAAAUAUUCUCCUCGUAGCUCCACAAACUUACAAAGUUAAAUUCAGAAAAUAUCGUCAACUAUUUCUCCUAUAAAUUCCUUCAAUUCUAAUUAAAUAAGCAAUUUAUCAACUUCGCCCAAGAUUUAUCAGACAACAUAAUAAAUGGGGAAAGAAAAAAAUGAUAAUUAUUCUAGCAAUAAUUAUCAAUCGAAUGAAGAAAAACCUAAAAGCUAAACCCAUAUUAACGUGUCUACCACACCGCCUAAGCUCUCUGAUAUUAAUAUAGAAACUAAAUAAUUAGCAGGAAGGGUAAUUUAAGAUCCUUUUAAUAAUUUCUUAGAAAACUAAAAUGCUAGAAUUGCCUCAAACAUGCAAAAUAUUUAGGAAGAAAGAAGAAGCACUUCUAUAAAUAAAGCACCUGCUCUUACAACUUUCAGCAUAAAUCAAGCACAUCCUAGCUAUUAAAAUAAUAAUAUAAAUAACUUCUCUAUGUAAUAGAAUAAUAGUCUCUUUAUUUCUUCUGAUUUAGAGGCAAACAAUUAACAAAAUCAGAACAUUAAUUAUUAAAAUAAACCGAAAUCUCCUUCAGCAAAUAAUGCUAAGAGUUCAAAACCUUUUGAUUUUAGCCAAUAUAAUUCAUAAAAUUCAUAAAACAAGUCUUAUCAAACUCAAUAAGCUUCAACUACUAUAUCUUCAAAAUUAUCUUACAAACCUCUUACGUUGAAUACAGAAGAAGCUAAUUAAAGCUAAAAUUAGACAAACUUGCCAUCCACAAAGAGUAAAUAAUAUCAUUCAAAAUUAUUAGAAUAAGCUAAUCAGGUUCACACUGCUGUAAAUACCAAUUAAAAAACGUAAAAUAAUGAAGAUCAAUUAUUUAACUAAUAAUAAAUUCAUCAGCAGUACUAUGCACCUUCUUCUACUUCGUAUCAUAGUAGAGUUUCGCUUGCAGGAGUACCAGGUAGCUAGAUUAAUAGCUCUCCUCACUCAUAAAACCAGUAAAAUAAAAGCAUUGAUAAAAUCAAUCCAAAAAAAUAAUCCAAUUCAACCUUAAAAUUGUUAUCUGAUAAGAAAAGCAACUAAACUUUGCAAAGCUCAAAAAGUCCUAAAAGCACAAACAAUAAUUCAUUUUAAUAAAAUCUACCUCAUCAAGCAAGUGCAGCAUCUUCUGCAACAAAUGAUAAUUCAAUGACUCAUUCUUCGAUAAAGAGGUUUGAAACUUCUGAAUAGCAAUCUUCUUCAACCCACAAUAUCAAUUUCUCACCUUUCACCAAAAAAAACGCAGAAGAGCACUCAACACCUACUCAUCCUAACAAAACGGAAAAUAUAAACAAAAGCUACAAUAAUUCUUAGCUAUUAGAAUUUCCUUUAUAUUCAACCUUCUCUUCUAAUUUAACAAAGAGUCCUUCUUCAAUGUAACAAACAGUUUAAAUGCUGGAAAUGACUAAAAUAAAAGAUAAAAUGAAAAAAAUACUUGACACUCAUACAAAAAAAGAAAAAGUAUUGUAAAACGAAAACUCAGAUUUAAAAAGCUAAAUUCUUUAACUGAAAUAAUAAAUUACAAAUCAAUAAAAUGAAAUAACAUCAUUAAAGUCCUAAAUAUCAACUCAGCAACAAAAUAACAGCAUUCAAUAUUUCAACAGCAGCAGUAAUGCUAAUUAGUUUUAAAUGUCCUUUUAAAACCUAUUUAUAAACUCUCAAGACUACUCUUCACAUAAAGGCCAGCAAAGCUCACCACAGCAACAGCAAGCAGAAAACAAUUAAAUAUUUUAAUCCCCACUAGAAAUAUCCUUUUAAUAGCAUCAAUGA